CAGCAGAGCGGCAGCAGCAGGUGAAAGCGUCAACGGCGACUGCGACUGCAACAGCGACAGCGACGCCUUGUGUUGAAUUCAAGGCUAUUUUUUGGGGCACAACUGUUUCGAUUAAUUGAAAAAUUGAAAAAUAAAAAACAUGGCCACUGUGGCACACGGUUGCAGCAGUCCGCGGCAGCGUUCGUGCAACGGCAGCAGCUCACCUGGCGGCCAUCACAACUCCACACCCGCCAUGUACACCACCAUGCCCAAGUACAGCCGAGCUGCCAGUCAAACUCAAUAUGCCACCAGUCAGCAGGUCUUUGGUGGUGCUGUUGCCACCGGUUCCGGUGGCAUGCCCAGCGUGGAGAGUCAGUAUAAUGGUCAUGCUGGUGGCUUGUACAUGUCCGGUGGCGCCAUGUCACAGCGACCGCUGUCGGCGUCGGCGUUGCCCGAAACGGCAGCCGGUUGCCGCAACUAUUGGAGUCAGAGUCAAGGUCACGGCGGUGGACACGGCUCGUUUUACAGGCACUACAACUACAACAAACGCAAGUCGGCCGUGGAAUUGUUGGCGGAGUCGAAACCCUUCUACAUCAAGUCGGAUGCGGUCUUUGAGAGAUUACAGCAGUCGGGUUAUCGCACCGCAGCCGCUGCUGGCGGCAAUGGCGUCGCAGCUGGCGUUAAACGUGGCCGUCGUCCGGAGGAGGGACACUAUAGGGAGGCACACUCCGCCUACGAUGAGCUGGAGGACAGACGCUACAUGAGUCUGACACGACAGCAGCAGGCGCAGGUGCAGCAGCAGUACAGCAUGCACAAUCAUCACCAGCAUCAGCAUCAUCAUCAUAGGCAUAAUCCCGGUCAGUCGCAGUCCCAGUCACAUGGCUUGCCCAGGGAACGCUCUGGUUCCGCCGUGAACAACAAUCUGCUGCAGCACAAGCUGCGCCUGCUGCUCGGCUCGGAGGCGGCCAAGGAUCGCAGCGGUGGCAGCAGCCUGAGACGUCACGAGGACAACAGCGAUCGUGAUCUGCUGCCAGCGGAUUACGGGGAGGAGGAGAGCAGCGCCUUGAGAAUUCCGCCGCCACUUUAUCUGCCAGCCCAUGCCUUUGGCAGGGACUCCGCCUACGCGGCAUAUCCCAGUGAGCCGACCAGCGGCGGCGAGGAGCCUCUGGUGCUCACCGAGAACUACCGACCGAUAAGUCCGCCGGCUGAAUAUGCAGCCAAGUCAAGUCAGGCGCACAACGAGCGCUACAGGUACAACUAUCAGCGCUCCUAUUCGCACUCGCAUGAGGUGGCCAAUCCGGAUGAGCGUGCUCCAUACACUGCCGGCGACUUCAACAUCAAUAGCCACAAAUCUCUGCCGGAUCUGCACACGCAGAUCAGUCGUCACUCGCCGCACAGCGAGAUUUUGAGCUGUUGCAGUCGCGGCAAUCGUUCCAUCAAAUCCGCCGGCGAGUCAUCCAUCAAUCGUGACUCCGGCGGCAGUUCGGGACACUAUACGCAUCGCAGCGAGCCGUGUUAUAAGCGGCAGCGGGAGACGAAUCCGGGCACUGCCAGUGGCACCAUCAAGAACUGUUGCAACCUGGUGGCUGCCACACGGCGGGACAGUGGCUCCUCCACGCAGCACAGCGCCAACUCGUACUGUGGCUAUGUGACGCCAGCUGGCGGGGAUUAUCCGCCACUCCAUGGACGCAACACGGACUGCAUUGACUGCCGUUGCAAGCAGGAUACGGGCGGUGGUCCGUUGGUGGGUGGCAACACCUUGACGGGCUACGAUAAUGCAGCUGCCGAUUAUUUGCUCAAUUUCACACCCACUCCGGAGGUGCCAGAGGCAUUCCAGGAUGAUUAUACGCCGACGCCGCCAUCGCCGCGUUUGAAGACGCAGACGCCACGUUAUUCGAGCUCAUCCAGUCAGCAGCUGCACACGAGUUCCCAGGGCUACACGAGCAUCAACCACUCGCAGAGCUCGCUGGUGCAGAGUCCCGGCUCGGCGCCAUCUGUGGAUGACAUAAGUCCGCCGCCCAUACAAUUCAAACGGCAGCGUUGCAUUCGCUUCAAGAAUCGCAAUCGACUUCCGGUCCAGCCGCGCACCUCGCCCAUCAACAACACCGUGGAGUGUCUCAGUGGAGGAGGCGGAGGCGGAGUGGGAGGCGGAGGAGGUGGCUCUGCGGGCUACAAGCGCAGCAGCAUGGAGCACGAGAAUGUGUUCUUUCCCAAAGGUUUCUCAGCGGACGGUUAUGCCAUGUCGCAAUCCCAUAAUCUGGAGAUGGAGAGAGAAGCACUCAAUGCCAGCAUUUCGGAGCUGGAGAAGUUCUUUGAUCGUCUGGGCCUCAAUGAUGAGGCAUUCCAUGAGAUCUACAGUCAUCCGAGGCGUCGUCACAAUCCCGAAACCGAUUCGGAUGAUUCCAGCACCGUAUUCUUCUCGGACGUCAGCACUGUGGACUCAAUGCGUUUGCCGGACAGCACGGAGACACAACCGCAAACCACACAACCGUAUCGGCCGUCGGAGCCACCAUCGAUUGUGGAGCGCAAUGCUAGAAUCAUCAAAUGGCUGUGCAACUGCAAAAAGAUGCAGUGCACCUGAGGAUGACCAACUCCAUGACCAUGACCAUGACCAUGUCGUAAUUGUAGCCGGCAAUAGCCGUAACUUUCACAUACUGUUCGAUUUUGUCUACCCUCCCGAUCAGUCGAUCAAUCGAUCAAUCAAUCGAUCAAUCAAUGAUCAAUCAAUCGGUCA
This is a messenger RNA of Drosophila innubila, 2713 nucleotides long. RefSeq lists its product as uncharacterized. The transcript has 2 exons. The coding region runs from base 140 to 2560 and encodes 806 amino acids. The record is from RefSeq and is a predicted model, not a curated record. NCBI's taxonomy places the organism in Eukaryota, Metazoa, Arthropoda, Insecta, Diptera, Drosophilidae.